CCCAAAAGGAACCUAACGCGAUUAUCGUACGUUAAGGCGUAUGGUCACAUUACAAUUAGCUUUAAAAAAUAUUGCACAAAAAUCUGUGAAGUUUUACUGUUAAAUUGUUUGUGUAUAAAGGUCAGGGAGUUUAAAGAAUAAGUACGAUCAUGGCGUGGGUUCCCAAUUCACGUUUCGAGGACGACCUGGUGGACAUGGAUCCGGACUUUAAUCACAUUCACGGCCAGCUGGCCUACGAGGCUAAGAAGAAGCAAGAGUUCAGCCCGCGUCCAGAGAGCACCUACGAAUAUCUGAGGAACCGGGAAAAGCGGAAUUCCGAGCUAGAAAAACUGCACGGUAAUUCAGGCGGAAAGGGCCGGGAAAUUCGCGAUUGCCUGCAAAUGAUGGAAAAAAUCCAGAAAAUAGCGGGCACAAGGCCGCUGGGCGAGCACGCCACCAUGGCCGACUGGGACGACAACAGCACUGCGGAACUGGAGGCCGUCGCCAUGAUGCGACACUUUGGCAUGAUGUCCAUGGCGGAGGAUUCGCUGCCCGUUCUUCCCGAAAUCAGUCGUCCACAAGGACCCAUCCAUAUCAUAAGGAACGGUCGCCAUUCCUUUCCCCUCAUCACAGACCCCGAAUUUUUCAGGCCACGCAAGACGCCACGGCCGAAAAAUCCAAGACGCGACGAUUCCAUGAAUGAUUCCUUUCACACAGCCGAAAGUGCCGGCAGCUCCAUUAGUAUGUACGGCUCUGCCAAUUCUCAUUUGAGCAGUAGCUCGGAAAGGGAAAAGAUUAAGGAGACGAGCCAUGGAAAGAAAUACCUGGAAAUACCCUAUCAACCGCUGGAGGAGAGUUUCGACCAGGCCGAGGAAACCUUGCCAAAGGAGGCGAUCCCAGCGGUCGUGAAAAAAACCAAGGGGAAAAGAAGGAACUGUCGGCCCGGUCAAAAAGAGAGACGGUUCAGGCAAAACGAUGCUGUGAACCUUAAAUAAUACCAAAUAGCGCAAAAAAAAAAUAGUUCCUUUUAAUUCCCAAUACUUUUUUUAUUGAAAAACCUAAGAGUCUCUUUAUAUAAAAUAUAUAUAGCAUUUGCAUCUUGAUAUUUUAUAUUGAUAUUUUUCUCUCGUAGGUCUUUUGAAUAAGUACUCGCUUUAAAUUAUAUGAAUCAGAAAAGAAUUUAUAUCAGUAUUUAAAAAGCAGUUCCUACUAGUAUACAUAUGAUAUUGGGCGUCGCCAAAUGUUUUAUGAUAAUUUAAAAUCUCAUUAGCUUUCAAGAUACUUUCCAUUUUCUUAUAUCCUAAGCUAAAUUACAUUUUUAUUCAAAUACACGAAAAAACGAUGCAUUAAAAAAAUUAUUACAUUAUUUGUAGAAGCGUUUCAGAGUCGAGUAAACUUAGCCAUGUCCUUCUUAAUCGUUUUCUAAAAGAAUUUUAGUAUAUAAGCUAAAGAAUUUAUACAAAAACUCUGCAUUAGUUAGAAUAUAGAAAAGUAUGAAUUCAUAAAAA
Molecule: messenger RNA, 1487 nt
Organism: Drosophila rhopaloa
Lineage: Eukaryota; Metazoa; Arthropoda; Insecta; Diptera; Drosophilidae
Exons: 2
Coding region: 150-974 (274 amino acids)
Source: RefSeq, a predicted model, not a curated record